Molecule: messenger RNA, 1233 nt
Organism: Sesamum indicum (sesame)
Lineage: Eukaryota; Viridiplantae; Streptophyta; Magnoliopsida; Lamiales; Pedaliaceae
Molecular function (GO): phosphatidylinositol transfer activity
Source: RefSeq, a predicted model, not a curated record
UUUGGAGCAACUGCUUGCUUCGUUUCAGACUUAGACAAAUUAGGACACCUGAAGCGUCAAUUCUCAAUCCCACUGUACAUUUUCAUCCUCUCUACAAAAGGACGGAGUCUUGGCUUAUAGCUUUCCAUCUGCACCUGCCCGUUUGUUUUCCUUUCGUGUCUCUCACUCAGUUACCAUGUUCAGGAGAAAGCCUCAAAAUCAGGAGAUCGAUACUGCAGAGCGGGAUGCAAAGGUUCAACAGCUGAGAGAUGCUCUUGGACCACUAUCUGGUCGAAGCUUAAAGUUCUGCACUGAUGCAUGCCUAAGGAGGUAUUUAGAAGCUCGAAACUGGAAUCUUGGUAAAGCCCAGAAAAUGUUGGAGGAGAGUAUUAAGUGGAGGUCAGAAUACAAGCCAGAAGAAAUACGUUGGCAUGAAGUAGCACAUGAAGGUGAGACUGGCAAAGUUUCCAAGGCUAAUUUUCACGACCGGGAGGGAAGAACCGUCCUUAUAAUGAGGCCUGGAAAGCAGAAUACCUCAUCGCCUGAGGGUAACAUCCGUCACCUUGUCUAUCUAAUGGAGAAUGCCAUUCUGAACCUGCCUGAAGGGCAAGAGCAAAUGUCGUGGCUCAUAGACUUCAACGGAUGGUCACUCAACACUAACGUUCCCAUCAAAACAGCACGAGAUAUCAUCUACAUUCUACAGAAUCACUAUCCAGAGAGACUUGCAAUCGUCGUUCUCUACAGCCCGCCAAGAAUUUUCGAGGCAUUUUGGAAGGUUGUAAAGUACUUUGUGGACCAGAAAACAUUUCAGAAGAUAAAGUUUGUGUACCCAAACAACAAAGACAGCUUGGAGAUAAUGAAAUCCUUCUUCGACACUGAGAACCUUCCGAGUGAGUUUGGUGGGAAGGCUACACUGAAAUACGACCACGAGGAGUUUUCAAGAUUGAUGGCUGAGGACGAUGUCAAGACUGCAAAGUAUUGGGGAUUAGAUAAAAAUGGUAGCUACGAGAGUAAUGGGUACUCAAACUCAGAGGUGAAGAGAGAGCCAUUGAACCUUGCACCACCUGCAGUUUGAAAGGUUUAAUAGAUGUAUUAUAAUAUUUCCCCACUCUACUGACUGAUAUGAAUGUUAAGUCAUCCAUAUUCAUUAUUUUACCCAAAAAAGCAGUAAUUUGUUUCACUGAGGUGUACUAGGAAUGGUUGUUCCAGUUCUUGUUGGAACGCUAUUGAUAAAUGAUAAGAUAAUUACUGAAA